CCUCCACCCUCUCCUUCAAGAUAGGGUUUUUGUUAUCUCCCCAUAUUCUCUCCAUCUUUUUCUGGUUUUGAUUUCAGUUUCAAUUUCAAUUUCAGACAAACCCUUCAUAUCUUUCAUCGACGAUUAAACCUAAUUUCUUCUUCAAUCUGUAGCCUGGUUUUAUUGAUACGUGCAUUGAAUGCCGAUAGGCAUCCAUUGAUACCCCAUAACCAUUUGGUAGUUUUCUUCUUCAUGUUGUUAAGUUCCUUCCUUCAAUGGGCGUUGAUAAUGGCGGCCAUUAAGAUUAUGAUUUGGCCUCAUGUUUUGCACUCUUCCUAUUUCCAAUUAUUUCUCCUGAUUAUAUGUUGAUUGUUGAUUAUUUGUUGGUUUUUCARAUCGGAUUCUUUGGGGCUCCGGAAUACGUGAUUAGUUGCUCAUUUUCUAUUGAAUUUAUCAAGUAUUCUGCAAAGACACUAAAUUCAAGUGCAAAAUCAUGGCUGAAUUCAUGUGCUGAAUUCAAUCCUUCAUUUGUUUGAGAUGGAAUUAAUGUCUGUAUUUCGUUUAUCCGGGUAUGGCCRGAAGUGGGUUUCUUCUCCGCCAGUUCCGCCAUCACCACCACCACUUUCGUUGAUCCGAGAAUGGUCGRAAGUGGGUUUCUUCUCCGCCAUAGUUGUCAUGGUUCCCGCCUAUCGACACAUCAAUUCCUAAACCCUAGCUUUCUCUGGCUUUCUUUCUCUCUUUUUCUUCCCCCUUUUUGUUACUUCUGGAAAGAAAAAGAUUGGGUCUUUUUGAGGGUUUGAAUACAUGUCCUUCAAUCAACCAAGGGGUGAUAAGAAUGAGCCGUCACAGCACAGAAAAUUGGGUCGAUCUGGUAAUGCUGCCUUGCAAAGGAACUACUCUGGGGGUGGCGGGAAGGGCGGCGGCGGAGGAGGUAGUACCACCGCCCCACCAUCCUCCUCUUCAUCUUCUUCUAAUAUGGUUUUCAGGUCACGAAACUACAAUGCGGUUCUUUACUGUCUUAGACAGGUUCUAAAAGCUAAGCUGGGGGUAACCCAAUGGGAUAUAUAGGUGUUCAUGGCAUUAAUGCACUACACAGAUGCAAGUACAGUGGAGUUGAUCACUCUUAUCUUGCAAAAUAUAGUCGUUUUGUUACUUUCUUCCCUCUUUGGAUGCCGUAAGUAUUGUUCAAAUAAACAUAUUAUUCAGCAUGCUUGUGUGCUAAUACAAAUCUAUGUGUGUGUGCUAA
Messenger RNA from Cynara cardunculus var. scolymus (artichoke), 1225 nucleotides. RefSeq lists its product as uncharacterized. The transcript has 5 exons. The coding region runs from base 784 to 1047 and encodes 87 amino acids. Lineage: Eukaryota; Viridiplantae; Streptophyta; Magnoliopsida; Asterales; Asteraceae. The record is from RefSeq and is a predicted model, not a curated record.